UUGUAUUGCGUAGUUGGGGCUAUUUUUAACCAAAGCCACUUUCUUUGUUCCCCCUUUCACCCUCUGUGGAGCACACCGGGCAGGUCAGCUCUAAACAGAACGGUCAGUUUCUAUGGUGUGGUCAACGCAGUAAGAUCAUGUGGAGUUUGUUCCUUACUAUUUUGAGUGUUUGGCAAGCACGCCGAGUAAGUUGAACGCAGUAAAAGUAAUUUUAGAUUCCCUUAAUAUAGCCCUUUUCUUAGGUUUUCGCCACGGAUUUGAACAAUGUUCGCCUUCCAACGCACCUAAAACCAGUUAACUAUCAGAUCAGUCUGACACCAUUCAUGAUUCCGGGCAACUUCACCGUUUCGGGAUACAUCUCUAUUGUCGUGGAUGUCUUGGAAUCAUCCACCAAUGUGACUUUGCAUACGAAAGACAUUUUGGUGAAAGAGGUGGUGGUUGGACAAGUGCUUGGGUACAAAUAUCCUAUUGAUCGGAUCGAGUUGGUUGAAGAGCUUGAUUUUUUCGUCAUUCAUCUGCAAGAACCACUCAAGAUAGGCGAGCAACAUGUCAUCAGAAUGAGGUUUAUCUCUAAAUUAAGCGAUGGACUCCAUGGGUUUUAUAGAAGUCAAUAUCUGGCAGAUGAUGGAACAAUCAGAACCCUGGCGACGACUCAGUUCGAGCCAACUCAUGCCAGAAAAGCUUUUCCCUGCUUUGAUGAGCCUCAAAUGAAGGCCAAGUUCAACAUUCGGAUCGGCCGAACAGCGGGGAUGCACGCCAUUUCCAAUAUGCCCAAGAUCCAGAAUCCGAUUCGCUACUCUUCCGAUUUACCUGGUUACAUUUACGACCAAUUCGAGGAAUCCGUUCCCAUGUCCACUUACCUCGUUGCCUUCGUGAUCAGCGAUUUUGAAUUCAACGAGAGCGAACUUCGACAGAAUAACGUCACGUUUCGAAUCUGGGCUAGGAAGAACGCUUUGGAUCAAACGGAUUAUGCUCGUGGGAUUGGUGCUCGAAUCCUUCAGUACUUUGAACAUUACUUUGACAUCGAUUUUCCUCUCCCCAAACAAGAUAUGAUUGCCAUCCCGGAUUUCAGUGCCGGAGCAAUGGAGAAUUGGGGACUAAUCACCUACCGUGAAACAACCCUUUUAUACAAGCGUGGAGUGUCGCCAAGAUCGGCUAAGCAAAGGAUUGCUCUGGUUGUGAGCCAUGAGCUGGCUCACCAAUGGUUUGGCAAUCUGGUUACCCCUAAAUGGUGGACAGAUUUGUGGUUGAACGAAGGUUUCGCCUCAUACGUUGAGUAUUUAGGGGUUGAGGCCGUGGAACCGAACAUGAAAGUCAUGGAACAGUUCAUUACAUCCGAACUCCAGAACGUGAUGCGAGUGGACGCUUUAACUUCCUCCCAUCCAGUUUCGGUGAAGGUGUCCAAUCCCGAUGAGAUAGCUCAGAUUUUUGAUAGAAUCUCCUAUGGGAAAGGAGCCACGAUCAUCCGAAUGAUGGAUCACUUCCUCACUGAGAACACUUUUAGGAAAGGAGUGGCCAACUAUCUUCGUCACUUACAGUACAAGAACGCCGAUCAAGACGACCUUUGGCGAUUCUUAACGGAACAAGGCCACGCUGAUGGAACUUUGCCUGAAUCGAUGAAUAUCAAAACCAUUAUGGACACGUGGACACUUCAAACUGGAUUCCCAGUGUUAAACGUCAAACGUGAUUACUCCAGAAGGGCUGCCAAUAUCUCACAAGAACGGUUCUUUCUAAACAAAUUGCACCAAAAUGGCUCACCAUUCAAAUGGUGGAUCCCAGUAACGUAUCGAUCAUGCAACAACAUGAAAAAUCCGGCGCAUCCGGAUGUCCAUUGGUUAUCCCAAGAUCACGAUUGGAAAAUGGUUUUUGACCUUCCAGAGUCCGACCAACCUGUGGUUUUUAAUGUCCGGCAAACAGGUUAUUAUCGGGUCAACUACGACAUCAGAAACUGGAAUCUACUUAUCGAUCAACUGGAGACUCAUCCAUGGAAGGUGCUAACAGAGAAUCGGGCGCAAAUUGUGGAUGAUGCCUUCAAUUUGGCCAGAGCUGACGAAUUGGAAUACUGGGUUCCCUUAAAGCUCAUCAGCUACCUUCGGAAAGAACAGAGUUUGGUGCCCUGGAGAUCAGCAACCAUGUCCUUCAGAUAUUUGAAAAGCAUGUUCCAAAGAACACCGGCCUAUGGAGAGUUCCAGAAAUUCAUGAAACACACGGCCAGACCCGUUUAUCGUCAACACGGGCUGAGAAGCAUGAUCCACAACGCCCAUGAAGAUUCAUUGCUCCGGAGCGAGAUCAUCGAUUGGGCUUGUUCAAUAGAAGUGGAAGAGUGUUGCAAUAAUGUACGAGAACUCUUCGAUGUCUACGUAAGAUCUGGACGAGAUCAAGACGGAAUCAAUGAGAACGAGAUCGAAACGGCAGACGAAGAUUUCAAAGAAGAAGAGGGCGGAGAAGCGAUUGCUGAAAUGGAUUUUACAGAGGCUCACGAGGUCGACAUGGAUUUGAAGAAGGCCAUCAUGUGCAACGCAUUGGCCUUGGGGGGUGAGAAGGAAUGGAACCAGGUUUGGGCGAGCUACUUGGCCAGUAAUGUGGCCGCUCAAAAACAAUAUCAUCUCCGGAUCCUGGCGUGCACCAAAGAGAUUUGGAUCUUGAACAAAUAUUUGAACAUGUCAGUCAACCCCCAAUCAGGGAUUAGGAAACAAGACGCCACUUUGGUCAUUUCCAAUGUGGCACGAAACGUUCACGGCCGUGACUUGACCUUCGAUUUCGUACGCUCUCAUUGGAACCAUCUCAAGGAUUACUUAGGCGGGAGAUUUGAACGAGCAUUGGGAUCGGUGUUAGGUGGCCGGAAUACGCAAUUAGAACUGGAUGAGCUGAGGGCUUUUGUGAAGAUGCAUGAAGGCGAAUUUGGAGCUGGACAACGUGCUGUGGAACAAGCACUAGAAACUACGGAAGCCAAUGUCCAUUGGAUGGACACCCAUUACUACUACAUCACUGAUUGGUUAUCACAACAAAACCAAAUCCAAGCUUUCACCACAUGAAUGCGACGUGUUUUUUUUUUUUUUCAUUUUCAAAUUCAGCAAUAAAAUCAAUCAGCAAAUGA
Messenger RNA from Tigriopus californicus, 3097 nucleotides. RefSeq names its product aminopeptidase N-like. NCBI's taxonomy places the organism in Eukaryota, Metazoa, Arthropoda, Copepoda, Harpacticoida, Harpacticidae. The record is from RefSeq and is a predicted model, not a curated record. The transcript is spliced from 12 exons. Gene Ontology annotation, biological process: peptide catabolic process; proteolysis. Gene Ontology annotation, molecular function: peptide binding; zinc ion binding; metalloaminopeptidase activity. Gene Ontology annotation, cellular component: cytoplasm. The coding region runs from base 324 to 3035 and encodes 903 amino acids.